AUUCGUUUCCGGUUUCUGUCUGCUUCGGCCGAGUACACAAGACAUGGAGCGACAUCACAACAGUGCAACGAGGACCCCCCUCACCAAUGUUGACAUCAAGAGGAGGAGCAAGAGCUCCCGGCUGUCGUACCGCAGCUGCUUGGGUGCCGCAGCUUCUCGCCUGGGCCUGACCACAGCACGACAGCUCAACACCAGCAGGAGGGCUUUAAAGUCGCACAGCGUCGCUGAGAGGGUAAACCCGGAGCAGCUGGCCUUGCUGGUGAAAACAGAGUGGCAGCUGUCGUACGUCACGCCCCUCCAUCAGUUCCGACACACCCAGCUGAAAAGCUACUCCAGGCGGCUCGCGGCGUUCAUUGCCGCGGGGAAGCAGCAGGGUUUGGCGGUGGCGGUGGAGAACCCGCAGACGACAUUCAGGGUGUCCUUCUCCCUGGUGCAGGGGAUGACUGAGUCGGCAGAUGAUGCUGAGACGGUCCUCAUACAGAUCCAUGCAAAGUCGGCGUUCGCCGGACAGGACAAGCCGCAAAGGCCGGCGUGGAGCGGCUGGCUCAGCUGCGUCAACGGCAACCCCGAGUACCUGCGCUCGCUCCCGAAGGACUUCACCUGUCUGCCGCUCUUUGGCGGCAGUGGGGCCGAGGGCCUCAGCGCUCUGGUCAAGUCCUGGUUCCAGCAGUCCUUCGACUGCUGCGUCGGACCCCUUGAGUUGAGCCACACAAGCCUUCAGUGGCUGUUGGCGCUGUGGACCAACUGCCACACAGAGGCCAGCAUCCAGCAACUCAAGAUGAUUUGGAAGCUCCCCGCUGAGCCGCCGCUGCAGGUCACCUACACGGUUAACCCCGAGGACGCCUGGGAGCUGUGGCGCAGCGUGAGAAAGCAGAAGGAGAAUAGAAGAGAUGGGGAGGAGGAGGAGGAGAACUGUAUCGACAUUGAGGAGGUGACAGAUUUCGUGCAGGGCCUGAAGAGCCACUUCUACAGACACUUCAGGUUGGAUCUGUCGGCGGGCAGCCUGAACCAGGUCUCAACGGCUCUGGGCUCAGCCAAGCACAGCGGCAGGAUGAAGAUUUCCAACAGCAAAUACAUGAUCACCACCCUGACUCUACUGACGGAGUGCGCCCUCCUCAAAAUGCCCAUCUGAGUGACCGGACACAGACGGUUCACUCCACCAUGAAAUCUGAUAUUCCGAAAACAUCCUUCAUUUGACAAAACAAUUACUUCCUGCUAAUUACUUUUUAUUAUUAUUGUAAACAAAGCCACACAUCUUAUUUUUCAAAACAUGAAAUGGAGUCAUUUUUCCAUAACAUUCUCUACUGGCCGUUUUAAAUCUUUUUUUUAAUCCCCUCUUAUUUUAACUUUAAUGCAAGAAAAAAGAGGAAGUCCUGUGGCCAUAAUGAUAUCUACUGUGCUGGCAAACGUCCACAGGUUCCACCUCUUGUAAAUACAUACUUGUCCAGCUGUUUGUGUGUCAUUUAUAGUUGUAAAUUAAAGGAAAAAAAGGUUUGACUGAU
Messenger RNA from Pseudoliparis swirei, 1502 nucleotides. RefSeq names its product centromere protein L (gene cenpl). The record is from RefSeq and is a predicted model, not a curated record. The transcript is spliced from 5 exons. The coding region runs from base 44 to 1132 and encodes 362 amino acids. Lineage: Eukaryota; Metazoa; Chordata; Actinopteri; Perciformes; Liparidae.